AUGACGCCGAAAUGGCUUAUGGGGCAGCCAGUUGUCCUAAACGAAAAUAACAUUACGAGUUUUUAUAUUCCAAGCGUCGGAAUUUAUAACAGAUGUAUGCGCAUGAGAGAAGACCACAACAACUGUGCCUCAUUUUCCUUUUAUGGUCUUGCUACAGACCCUGCAGUAUACCCACCUCCGUGGAAGGCUGCUAUGUUCUUCUUAUCUUUAUGUGCUGCCAUACAAUUUGCGACCGUGUUAUGUGGUAUAAUUGCUUGUUGUGUACAAUCUGUGUUUAAGAAGAGCGUUAUUUCAUUGGCUGGUGCUACGCAAGCUUUGGGCGGUCUUUUCGGGGUUCUGGGAUUACUGUUAUACCCUUGGGGUUGGGGUGCGUCGCGCGUCAAACGUCUUUGUGGAGAAAACGCUGACCCGUAUAUACUUGGCGAUUGUUCUAUUGGCUGGGCUCUUUUCGUGACAGCCACCGGCGUUGCUCAAAUCUUCCUAGCCAGCGCUCUCUCCAAGACAGCAGACAAAGCAGCUAAUUCAGACAAGGUGCAGUUCCAAAUGGAUGAGGGAAAACAGCUUAUUUGCUUAGCUUAA
Molecule: messenger RNA, 579 nt
Organism: Arctia plantaginis
Lineage: Eukaryota; Metazoa; Arthropoda; Insecta; Lepidoptera; Erebidae
Source: the annotation of a GenBank genome assembly